Messenger RNA from Anastrepha ludens (Mexican fruit fly), 4173 nucleotides. RefSeq names its product trithorax group protein osa. The transcript has 3 exons. The record is from RefSeq and is a predicted model, not a curated record. Lineage: Eukaryota; Metazoa; Arthropoda; Insecta; Diptera; Tephritidae. Bases 512 to 3661 code for a protein of 1049 amino acids.
GCUGGUGGUUCGCGCUUCCAGGAAGUAAUCGAAAUACGUUUUUUGUUUUUUAAUAAAAAGAAAUAAAAUAAAAAUAAAAACUUUUAAAUUCGAAAUUCGGGCCCAAAAUUGGUGACCUAAAAUAUUUAUAAAAUAUUCACAAAUAACCUAAGUACAACAGCACAAAGUUGUUGCACAGGAAACACAAGUGAUUGAGCCGUUUGUGUUGCGCGCAUCCGUUUCCGUUUUCGUCGUCAUUGCCAUUGUCGCUGUCGCUGUCAUCGGGCACCGCUUUGUUAGCUCCUGUUAACUGGCUUACCACUCGCGCGCUUUACACCGUAACUUAGACGUAGCCGCGCUCGGUUUACCAACGGAAGUUGUUAGUCCUUUCAGCCAACGAAUUCGCUUUUAAGCCGACUAGAAAGAGGAUACAACCACUACAACAACUAAAACAAAGUAAUACCAAGGAUUACGUCAGAAAUUCUGUUCGUGCUAAAUUGCAAAGAGGAAAAUACUACAAUUUUCAACACAAAUGAUGAUUUUGCGGAUAACAGCGCUAACGCUUCUGUUAGCUGUCUGCCUUAGCGAUGGCGUUGUAGUGAAGACGCAUCGAGAUGGCUUCGAUACAUACGGCCCGCCUCCAUCAUCACGGCCAGCACCACAAUAUGGUCCACCACCACAACGUCUGCCACAUCGCGAGUAUGGUGUGCCACAGCAGAUACCCUUCCGAGAGUAUGGCCCACCAGCGCUCAAAUAUGGGCCACCCAAAUUUAUCAGCGGAGGUGGAGGUGGCGGUAGCAACAGCUUCUCUUCUAGUAGUAGCAAUGGCUUCCAUGAGCAAAUCAAAUCGCAUUUCGGUGUGCCGAAACCCUUCUAUGGACCUCCACACAUUCAGCAUAAACCAGCAUCCAACUAUGGUCCACCACAAGCACAAUACGGUCCACCACCGCGACCCGCUCCUCAAUACGGCCCGCCACCACCAAAACCAGCACCGCAAUAUGGACCACCACCACGUCCCAGUUAUGGUCCACCACCACAGUCCUUGCCGUCGACGCUACCCGCACCUUUAUUCAAACCGGAGCAUUCACCGGCUAGCUCGUAUGGACCACCACCCUCGGGUCCGUUGAAUUUGCCACCAAAACCUGUCUAUGGUCCGCCUAAGCCUUCUUACGGUCCACCUUCAGGUCCUGGUCUUGCUAAUUUCAAUAAAGUACCUGAAACAACGAUUAUAUUAGCAAAUACACUCGGCGGCGGCUCUUCCGGUGGACAUCAUCAUGGCGGCGGCGGCAUCAUUAACGGUGGCCAUGGCGGUGGUCCAGUGAAGCAGGUGCAAAUUCAAAUCGACGCUUCAGGUCAUACACAUAGUGUUAGUGGUUCACAAGCUCCCUUUCACACAGCGUGCGAUGGUUGGAAACCAAUACCAGCACCAGUGGGCACCUAUGUAGAGGGCAAUAAUAUUGAGACCCAAUCGGGUUACAGCCACGUCGCGCAAGGUAGUUUCGGUACACAAUACAGUGGUAGCGCAAGUCUUUCUGGUGGUUCCGCAGGCAAUUUCGGUGAUGCUGUCGGUGCAAUUGGCAGUGGUGGUAGCAUCAUUGAUGGACUGACUGAUGAGCAACUCGUAGCAGUAGCACUGCAAUCAGGUAGCUUCGACACACACAUACGUGGACCAGACCAGCCACCAUCUGGACCGGCAGGCAACUUCAAGCAACAAAACAUCAACUCCAUUGAAGCCGAUGCCCUGCAGAUUUCACUCGGUGUCGGCGAUGAUUCGUACAGCAAACCGCCGCCAGACUCUUACGCGCCAGGCUCAAUUCACGCACAAAAACACAAUAACUUUAAUGGUAAUGGAGCAUUAGUUCCACCUGUAGACAGUUACGGACCACCAGCCAGCGGUAACUAUUUGCCACCUCCAAGAGGAAACUACGGACCGCCACCACCGCCUAGCGAUAACUAUGGUCCUCCACCCCCACCACCGCCUAGCGAUAACUAUGGUCCUCCACCCCCACCACCUUCUGGAGAUCUCUUUAUACAAGAACAACAUUCAUCUUCAUCAUCCUCCUCCUCCGCCCAAGCUGGCUUGCAAUAUGGAUCCCAGUCUGGCAAUGUAUUAAAUGUUCCAACUCAUGGUGCUUCACAACCCAGCCGUCCAGUGUCAUUCCGCCCACCAGUGCCCCCAGGUCUACUCGAGUCCAUUGGUGCUACAGUUCAGCAUUUGGAUCAGUUUGGUGUAAAACCACCUGCCCAGGCGCCCACAUACAUACCACCCGCUGCAAAUGAAAUCGCGGAACACGGUCCUGGUAAUCUAGGUCCCAAUUUCGGUCCUCCUCCACCACCGCCGCAAUUAAACGUGCCUAUCGGCGUUAUUGAGCAACAGCUUCCGCAAUUGCAACCGCCUCAGGGCUUCGCACAGGUAAAUCUACAAAAACAACAUCACCAUCACGCACAAAACAUACAACACUUCCACCAUCAACAACAACAACAACAACAUCAAAUACAGCAACAAUCACAGUUUCAACAACAGCAGGGCUCAUUACAGCAAUUUCCACCAUUGCUUCCACCACCACCACAAUCCCAAUUUCAAUUUCUACCACCUUUGCAGGAACUACAUGGCAACUCGCUGAACCAGUACGGGCCACCCUUGCCGCCUCCACCACCACAAAAGCAAUAUCUACCCCCACCACCACAACAUGAACGUCCCUUCCCACCACCACCAUCCCUACAAUACCUGCCACCCGCGCAAACAGGUCCAGUGACCUUCCAACAACAAAAUAGUGCCGCCUCAAGCUCUAGCUUCGAAAACUCCUACGCAUCUUCGCAACACAACGAACAGUUCAUUCAUGCGCAGGCUCUGCCAUCACUACAGGAACCCCGAUUCACACAAGUGCACGACUGCGGGCAAGGGCCAAACCUAGUUGGUGCCAGUUAUCAAUUGCAGCAGCAAAACCAGUAUCAACAACAACAACAGCAUUCGCAACAAUACUCGGCCUCGAACUCAGUCGCUAGCACUUCGGCGAGUGCCUAUAACGCCAUCUCACAGAGCAUUCCUGUUGCCGAGCAACAUACGCAGUUCCUGGAACAAGACAGCUACGGAGUACCGCCAGCCGGUAACAAUCUCGAUCAAGACUAUGACGGCUAUGCUUCACAAAAAUCAGCUGUAGCCACUUUGCCAGAUGGUACCGACCCACAAGAUUUGCCCGGUUUGGAUGGGCUCAAUGUGAUAUCAGCACAAAAAUCACAAUCCAUUCGACUAUCACCCGAGGAGGUAAGUGGCGCUGCGCAUGCCCAACACGAGCCUAUAUUCGAGUUGGAUAUUGCGGGGAAUGGUGCCAAGUCGAUACAAACCGAGCAAACCGCCAAUCAUGAGGAAAUACUCUCAGAGGGAUUACUGCAAUCUAUAUUGACGGCCAUUGAAAAGCCACAGUCCAAUAAUAUACAACAUCGCCAUUCAGUGCAAGUGGUUAGCGAUCAACACAAUGACUUCUAUGGUCACGGCGCGCAAAGCCGUUCCGAUACGGCCAUUCAUGAGGAUGCCACUCCAGAUGAUGAAAACGAACCUGAAGUGGCUGAGUCUGAUAAAGUUGAAGUGCAAGUAAAUGCCGAUGGAGAAGAAGUGGCGACUGUGAAAGAAAUUAAACCAAUAGUGGCGGCGGAAGUAGAAGAAGAUGAAGCGAAGCAUUAGCUAAAGAUGCAAAGAACGAAUUUCUAUUAAUGAGUAUUGAUAUGGAAACCAGUCACAAUAGCAGCACAAGUCCUAUAUGCGAUAUGACGCAAGGACGUUAGUACGAUGCUAGUUAUCAUUAAUAUUCUCACAAAACUAAUUUAUUUUAACGAAAAAGAACUAAAUUUCCAAGGGACACUAUAUCUUGAUAAAUCACUCAAAUACUUUCUGUGCAACCAACCAAAAAUGUUGCCUUUAGUUUUUAAGCUCUACGACGCACAAUUCUAUUUAUUGCAUAAACGCGCCACUCAUGCCUCAUAUUGCACCAGUCAUCCAUUAUCAGUUUUCAUUAAAGUUGCCAUAUGUUAUUGUGUAUAGCUUUGCCUUUGUCCUGCGAAAAUCUAAAACCAAAGUCGUUUAUAUAUUUUCGUCAUCAUUGGGAAUAAGGACAUUCGGCAAAACGGAGAGAGCAUCUUUUCAUUGAAUAAAUAAAUAAAUAAAAAAGUAAUGGUUUAUGAGCAAAAAUCAUGUAA